Molecule: messenger RNA, 2126 nt
Organism: Venturia canescens
Lineage: Eukaryota; Metazoa; Arthropoda; Insecta; Hymenoptera; Ichneumonidae
Product: mitochondrial-processing peptidase subunit alpha
Exons: 11
Coding region: 130-1758 (542 amino acids)
Cellular component (GO): mitochondrion
Molecular function (GO): metalloendopeptidase activity; metal ion binding
Source: RefSeq, a predicted model, not a curated record
UUGCGACACCAAGUGGCCCGUUCCGAAACUGAAAGUUCGCAUGUUGUGGACACAAAACCUCAUACGAAAGAAAAAAGUUUGAAACAAAUGUUUAAAUUUCCAUGAUUUAAGUGUUCACAAGUAUUGAAAAUGUUGGUGAGAUUACCUCAAACGCCGCUGGCUACGGCAUUCAAAAACAGUUCUACUCCAAUCAAGUAUUUCAAUGUAUGGCAAAAAUAUAGGUUUUCAUCACAAAAUAAAUCCGAAAUUCCACCUAAACCAAUUGUCACACCGUUCCCUCCGCUUUCCCAACCGGUAGAAAAUUUACCCACUCCUAUUUAUUCCUCUGCCAAUGGAGAAAAUCAAGUCACCCAAAUUACUGUUUUGCCCAAUGGUUUGAAAGUCGCUUCUGAAAAUCGUUUUGGACAGUUUUGUACAGUCGGUGUGUUGAUUGAUUCUGGUCCCAGGUUUGAAGUUGCUUAUCCCAGUGGAAUAUCUCACUUUCUCGAAAAAUUAGCCUUCAAUUCUACAAAGAAUUAUUCGAGUAAGGAUGACAUAAUGCUGACCCUAGAAAAACAUGGAGGAAUAUGCGAUUGUCAGGCAUCGAGAGACACGUUUGUGUAUGCAGCUUCAGCAGAAAGAAAUGGUUUGGAGACAGUAACACGUAUUUUGGCUGAUAUUGUUUUGAGGCCACAAAUUACAGACGAGGAGCUCGAUGUAGCAAGGCAAACUGUGGAAUUCGAAUUAGACUCUUUGUUGACGAGACCUGAACAAGAGCCAUUGCUGAUCGAUAUGAUUCAUGCUGCUGCAUACAGAGAAAAUACUCUAGGACUGCCAAAAAUAUGCCCAGCAGGAAAUAUUCAAAUGAUCGAUCGUAAAAUAUUGUUAACAUAUUUGAAAAAUCACUACACACCAAAAAGAAUGGUUGUGGCUGGUGUCGGCAUCGAUCACAAGGAUUUAGUCAAUGCGGUUGAAAAAUAUUUUAUGAACGAAAAACCAAUUUGGGAGGAAGAAAGUAGUCUCAUUCUAGAUGACAAGUCGGUCUAUCGUGUCGACGAAUCGAUCGCUCAAUAUACUGGCGGCUACAUUAUGGAUGAGUGUAGUGUCCCAGUUUACGCUGGUCCGAGUGGUCUUCCAGAAUUGUCUCACGUGGUAGUUGGUUUGGAAGGUUGUUCGCAUCAAGAUUCAGAUUUUAUCGCCAUGUGCGUCCUGAACAUGAUGAUGGGUGGAGGUGGAAGCUUUAGUGCUGGUGGUCCUGGAAAAGGAAUGUAUACGCGACUUUAUACGAACGUUUUGAAUAGGUAUCACUGGAUGUACAGUGCAACUGCAUACAAUCAUGCCUAUGCUGACACUGGACUUUUCUGUAUUCACGCAUCCUCGACCCCGGCUCACAUUAAAGAAAUGGUCGAGGUUGUAGUUCGCGAAUUGGUCACUAUGGCUGGAAAUAUUUCAGAAAACGAACUAUCGAGAGCCAAGAAACAGCUGCAAUCCAUGCUGCUAAUGAAUCUGGAGCAACGGCCAGUUGUUUUUGAGGACAUUGGACGUCAGGUAUUGGCCACCGGUUCGCGGAAAAGGCCCGAAUACUUUAUACAAGAAAUCGACAAAAUAACGAAAGACGACGUGACCAGGGUAGCUCGACGUUUGUUGAAAUCUCCGCCGAGUGUGGCAGCUCGUGGAGAUGUUCGAAACGUUCCAACGUUGGCGGACAUCCAGGCAGGGUUGUUGGACAGUCAAGGACGCAUGCCGGGCGCGAGAAGUCGACUCUCGCUUUUUCGUUAACAAUUUAAAGCAACGUCUCGGUGAUGCAGAGAUCGAGAAGUUUUUUAAAUCCAUUUACUCACACUCGGAUCGGAUAGCGGAUCGAUCAACCAUUGUGAAAAAUGGCACAAAAUAAUUUUCAAAAUGGGUUAUAACUCGAUUCGCCUAGUCGUAAAAAAUGAGCAUUAAAACAAUCAUUUUUUUCCGCUCGAAAACGGUCUCGAAAAUUUGUGAAUGACUCCAAUCGCUGAUUCUCGAUCGAACCAUUUUUCAUACCUUCAAAUUUAGUUCGACCAUGUUCCUACUUGGAACAACGAAACCGCUUAAGUAUAUUUAUAUAGAAAGAACAAAAUCAGAGAUAAUAAAGUAUGAACUGUGAAUCAUUUAAA